Molecule: messenger RNA, 941 nt
Organism: Anopheles merus
Lineage: Eukaryota; Metazoa; Arthropoda; Insecta; Diptera; Culicidae
Exons: 4
Coding region: 284-931 (215 amino acids)
Source: RefSeq, a predicted model, not a curated record
UGACAGCAAAUCGUAGCAGGCUACUUGUGGAUUUGCUCCUGGUGACGAUAUUUUUUUCAUAAUUCCAUCGUAGUUCACAUUGAUUUUAAUGCAACAGAGCGAUUCACUUCAUUCUUCAGCUGAUUGUCGAAUAAAGCAGUUGAGUUUUUGGUAGUGUGACGGUGAUGAAAAUUUCCUAAAACUUGAACAAUACUGUACACUGUUUUGUAAGAUAGCCUGACAGGAACAGGGCACAUAUUUUCUGUGAUCGAAGCUUGUGGAAGCCGGUUUGAGCAUAAUCACAAUGUCCUCUUCGAUCGUUUGUCUGGCUGCCCGGUUGGAAAUCAUGGAGGAGCGGAUUGGGUCAUUGGAGCGGGAGGUGAAAUUAAGUAACCUAAAGCUAUCCCGAAUAGAAGAAAAGUUGAAAGAGCAGACACGGCAAUUGUCGAUGUUGAUCGACCAAAAAGUGUUGAACGAGCCACAAAAACAGGAGCAGGUGCCGCAGCCGAUAGAGGAAACAGAAAAGGAUAAGGAUGACGAGCAAAUCCCGGUUCUGCCAGUAAGAACCGUAACAGACCUUUAUAUAUUGAACCGUAGAUGUGCCAUAAAUGAAGCGUUUUUACAGCAAAUGGCGGAAAAAUUACAACAGAUUGUGUUCGCAUCGGAAAAGAGAAACCGGAACGCCAGACGAGUGAUGGAGACGCUCGUCACGUACGACGUUCUAUGCCAAUUUAAUUGGACUGGAAGAAAUGCCAAAAAUUACCUAGCCACAACCAAGAACAGGUUUGCAAACCUGCAUGGCAUUAUCGCUCUGCUAGUCAAAGCCCUCAGUUUUGGGCUUAAUGCAGAGCAGACGGAGCAGGAGCGAUCAUCCAUUACCAACAGUGUUCGCAAUGCCGUGAACAAAUCAUCGCAAAACAAGAAGCGAUUCUGCCAGACACGAAAUGAAUGAAAGCUCCUGU